UUCUUUUUUUCUUUUUUUUGCAGGUGGACCCCGAGCUGGGAAGCGGGCAGAUUUCGUUUUCUCGACUCGUUCCGUCGAAUUGGAUUACAGCGUCGAAAUACAGAGAUGAAGUCUUCCACACAAAACCUUCUCCUCCUGUUCUGUUCAGCAGCGAUUCUGGUCUCCCACGGCAACUUGGUGAUGUACGGAGACCCUUUCCAGCCGGUCACUAAAGACGAGAUCGUCUCGUCGGGUGGAACAGUCACUCUGACCUGCACGGUGGAGGACAACGACAACUCGUCCCUCCAGUGGUCAAACACUGCUCAGCAGACCCUGUACUUCGGGGAGAAGAGAGCCCUGAGGGAUAACAGGAUCCAGCUGGUGAAGUCGACGCCCACGGAGCUGUCAAUCAGCAUUUCUGAAGUGGAGCUGUUGGACGAGGGAGAAUACACCUGCUCCAUAUUCACCAUGCCUGUGAGGACAGCGAAAGCGACUGUCACUGUGCUGGGGGUCCCACAGAAGCCUCGGAUUUCGGGGAACACCGAUCCCGUCGAGGAUGGGGGGAAGCUCAAACUCACCUGCACCACUUCAGGAAGCAAACCCCCAGCGAAACUGCGCUGGUGGAAAGAGGGACAAGAACUGGAAGGCUUCCCCAGCACGGUGGAGUCGGACCCUGACGGCCGCUCCUUCAAGGUGACCAGCGACAUCGUGCUGACCGUCACGAAGUCGGACAACCGCGCCACCAUCAGAUGCUCCGUCGACCACGAGUCAAUGCCCUCCGCGGAGAAAUUCACCGAAGAGAAGAUCGAAGUGCUGUUCAAACCCUCAGUGGUGAUCAAGCCCAUGAACAAUCUGCCGAGAGAAGGAGACAGAUUCCACCUGGACUGUGUGGGCUUAGGAAAUCCAGAUCCCACAUCGUUCUCCUGGAGGAAGGAGAGCGGGGAGCUGCCUGUACUGUCCAAGAAAGAGGACAACAGACUGGUGUUCGAGGCCCUCAACAAAUCUGACGAUGGGACGUACCACUGCGAGGCUAGAAACAGCAUCGGAGCUGGAGAAGGGAGCUACAUACUGCAUGUGCAAGAGCUCUCUCCUCCCUCUCUCACUCCCUCCAUCAGCAGCACUCUUUCUCCAGACAGUCUGACACACUCCCCCACUUCCAGCAAGGCACACAGGGACACUACAGGGGUCAUCAAGGGGCCAGACCCGACGGCUAUGCCCGCCUCCAGCAGCAUAGACCACGCUGUGAUUGGCGGAGUGGUGGCGGUUAUUGUCUUCAUCCUUCUGUGUCUGUUGAUCGUGUUGGGACGCUACUUGAUCAGACACAAAGGGACGUACCUAACCCACGAAGCGAAAGGCUCCGAUGACGCUCCCGACGCCGACACAGCAAUCAUCAACGCCGAAGCGGGACAGUCCGGAGCAGAGGAUAAGAAAGAAUACUUUAUCUAGAGACGGGAGAGAGAGAGAGAGAGAGAGAGAGAGAGAGAGAGAGAGAGAGAGAGAGAGAGAGAGAGAGAGAGAGAAUCGCUACGAUCAUCAACAGCACCACUGUAGAAGGACUCACAGCUCAGGCAAAAAGUUAAAAAACAAAACAAAAUAUGAACAUAAUAAUUUAAUUUAACGUCAUGUAAACAAGGAUAAAAACAUCUGCAUAAGUAUGCGGUACAGUAGUAUUUCAUGUUAGAUUUUAUUAAGUGUGUGAGGGAAAAUUACAAAGCACUGGUGAGUAAUUCAAUAUGUUAGCGUGUAUUAUUCAGCAGCUUUCAUUGGACUUGAUGACGCUGAAUCCAUCCAUUCCUACAACCAGAGCUGUAGAAAGUGGUGGUGAGAAUAGGGGGGCGCGGUUAGGCGAGAAUGAACCAAUGAGAAACGCGUAUCUGUCAACUUGUGUCUCUAUCUAUCCUGAUCCAAAGCUUUCUGUAUCUACCCACUGUUAACUGUAGAGGAUAUAUAUAUAUAUAUAUAUAUAUAUAUAUAUAUAGUAUAUAUAUAUAUAUAUAUAUAUAUAUAUAUAUAUAUAUAUAUUCGGAAUGUGGUGGGAUUGAGAUUUUGUUCCCAAGCCCUUCUGAAGUUCUGAAGUUUUGUUGACUGAACCAACGAUCUGAACCCAGACCCUGAAGCUCCCUGCUAACCCUGCCUGGGUGCAAUGCAACGACCCUCCAGGACUGUGAUUGGUCGAUUGCACACACGCUGGUCUGAAGCAUCAUGACUCCCCGCAUGAUUUACACUUGACUGUUAGAAAUCUAGAGGGUCGAUAGAUCAAUUAUCACUAAGCAGUGUGUGUGUGUGUGUGUGUGUGUGUGUGUGUGUGUGUGUGUGUGUGUGUGUGUGGCUCGAUACAAGGAGGUUCAAAUCACCCGGCUCAGCCCCUGCCUCACUGUGUGUGUGUGAGAGACCCUGAGCAAGUCACUGAACCUCCUUGUGCUCCGUCCUUCGGAUGAGACGCCA
Polyodon spathula (Mississippi paddlefish) is the source of this 2424-nucleotide messenger RNA. RefSeq names its product cell adhesion molecule 3-like. Gene Ontology annotation, cellular component: presynaptic membrane. The transcript is spliced from 11 exons. The record is from RefSeq and is a predicted model, not a curated record. Bases 106 to 1425 code for a protein of 439 amino acids. NCBI's taxonomy places the organism in Eukaryota, Metazoa, Chordata, Actinopteri, Acipenseriformes, Polyodontidae. Gene Ontology annotation, biological process: homophilic cell-cell adhesion.